Molecule: messenger RNA, 3405 nt
Organism: Hippoglossus stenolepis (Pacific halibut)
Lineage: Eukaryota; Metazoa; Chordata; Actinopteri; Pleuronectiformes; Pleuronectidae
Product: circularly permutated Ras protein 1
Exons: 21
Coding region: 946-3240 (764 amino acids)
Biological process (GO): endoplasmic reticulum to Golgi vesicle-mediated transport; COPII-coated vesicle cargo loading; intracellular protein transport
Cellular component (GO): COPII vesicle coat; endoplasmic reticulum exit site
Molecular function (GO): zinc ion binding; SNARE binding
Source: RefSeq, a predicted model, not a curated record
CCCAUUGCCAACAGGAUGAGCUGUUAUAUCAAUACUUUGGUUUAUGGCCAAAUCCCUGCAAAACUGAUUUUCAUCAGACAUUACUACAGAGAUGUUAGCAUGGCUUCUCCCCUCUUUAGGACAGAGCUGACCGAAGACUGAAUAGUAGAAGCAAAAACAUACAUGUAUAGAUUCAAUCUAUCACUUUCAAAUUAUUCUCUGAAGUCUGUGAAGUGGUUUUCAUGUUGACGGGAUACGAUAUAUCAUGACGUUUGAAGUCCCUGCACAUACAGAUCGAUAUAGUUCCAUGAAUCAAACAUCUACCAAGCACCAAUACUGAAAGACAUUAAAAACAAGAAUUAAAAGGUUUUUAUAAAAGAAUUGUCAUUUGGCGUAAAAAACAUUGUUUAAUUUGAGAGUGCAACUCCUCUGUCCUCAAAUCGUCCAGCAUACAGAGGUCUUCUAUAGCAAAUGAUAUUGUAUUACGAGCACUCUCAUCCAAAUUGACUUAUAUACUUCCAUAUUUCAGUAGCAGCAACGGUGUAGAUUAUCUCCUUUAAUCUGUGUACAUAGAAGAAUUUCACAGGGUCGUCAAUGUAGGUCGUUGUUUUACUUUGAAAGACUUAAAACUUUAACAUCUUCACUUAAACCUUUGACAGCUUCCCGCCCUGUUUUGCAGCUCUGCGUCAUCCACCAAUUGUAUUUACAUUCAUGAAUGUUUAACUCAUGUCUUGCAAUAAAUCUGUGACUAACCACCCAACCUCUCACCCACACACACACACACACUCCACUCUACAGUGUCUUUAGUUCGAAAGAAAACCUGUUGGACAACAUCUCUGUGGCUCAAACAAUGAAUGACAAGACGUCACACAGGAGUUGAAACAUUUGUAAGACCUGGGAGAGUUUCUUGUUUAUGGUUGCACUGUACCCUCAGCGUUCAAAGGACUCUCCGUGUGCAGAUCCACAAUGGAAUUUGCUUGUGGGUUUGUUUACGUGCCGCCAGUGACUCAGAUGGACGGUCAAAGAUCCAACAGCAAUGUCAUUAAACGCUCAGCUCUACUCCCUCCUUCUAACCGUAUUCGUCCUCGGAUGCCCCCCCCUCCUCCUCCUCCUCCAACAAACUCUGCAGAAGCCAAAUUGCCCAAAUUCCCCACAACUACCUCCAAGAUCUUUGAGCAGUUGGAGAAGAGCAUACUGAAAAAGGUUGUGAAGCCCAGUGUCUUCUAUGAAAAUGAAGAAUUUCACAAUAAAACUGAGGCAGCUUUAUCCGUCAAUACAGCAGGCCAGCAGACGGCAUCUCCUCGGAGGACAGCCCUUCUUCCACCCCACAUGAAACCUGCAGACAACAGCCAGUCCCCUCCUGACAGCCAGCCACUCAACAGCACUCAGACAUUUGUCUAUGACCUGCCAAACAAAGAGCCAGAUUUAAACACCCAGCCCUGGGAUCCAGACUACUCAUACAGUACACCAGAAGGCACUGGGGGCGAGGUGAAGCUGCCGGUCGAUACUAGCACUGUGAAGGGUCCGACACCAGCCCCAGCCCUCCCACCAAGACCCUCAUUCAUGAAGUCAAUGCCAGAGUACCUGGUGCUGAUACCCUCGUCAAGCUCAGCUGCUUCAUCCUCUCAGAAAUCCGCCUCAACUUCAUCACUUUCCCACUCUGAUGGAUCAGCAGAUAAGGAGCCUCUUCCCGGGAAUCCCAACGUUGUCCUAGUCAGUUUAGGGAAAUUACUCUCAGAGGAAAGAGUGCAGCCCAUUGUAGGUGAACCUACCUCCUGCUCCCAGUGUGGCUCUGUGCUGGACUCCUGCUAUUACAACGUGGUUAAUAAGUGUCACUUCUGUGGAACCUGCGAGUCGACCAGCCCUCCCAGUAUAGCUCCCUGUAUUAACUUCCUCCUCAACCCGGAUGAAAAGCCCCUGUGCGCUGCUGACGCUCUGCUGCUCUUCUGCAUCGACACCUCAGGCUCCAUGAGCAUCACCUCCCAGGUGUCAGUAGGUGAGCAGCUUGUCCACCGAUCCCGUCUCCAGUUUGUCCAGGAAGCUGUGAUACAGUGUGUUCAGAGACUAAGUGAACAGCGACCAGACGUAAGAGUGGGGCUCAUCACCUUCAACCAUCAGGUUAUGAUGCAUGGCCAUGAGAAUGUCACAUCACAUUUCCUGAGCGGAGAUGAGUUGACCGACAGCCACUAUCUGAAAGAGGCUGCAGCCAGUUUCCCCAGUCCACCUCCGCUCUCGCAGACCAAGGACUUCUUACAGAAACAAGUUAUGGGAUUAUCUGAAAGUGGGACCACAGCUCUGGGUCCAGCUGCUCUCCUGGCAAUUGCAAUGGCCUCCAGACAGCCAGGGUCCAAUGUCAUUGUCUGUACAGAUGGGAAGGCCAACACAGAGUUAGGAAAUCUGGAGGUGGAGGACAAUGAUGCCCACAGCCUCCUCUCAUCCACCAUCUUCUACCAGGAGCUGGGGGAGUACGCUGCUAAGCAGGGUGUGACGGUGUCUGUGCUGUCCAUAGAGGGAACAGACUGCAGGCUGGAUGAGCUGGGACGACUCGCCGACCGCACUGGGGGCAAAGUGGUGAUAUCAAGUCCAAACCGGCUGCACCCAGAGUUCGAACAGAUCAUUGACAACAGGACCACAGCUACACACUGUACCGUCGCAUUGCUGCUGCCCAAAUCACUACGAAUGAGAGGAGAGAAGGAGUCUGGACACAAAGUGAUCAGAGAGGUAGGGAAUGUGGCCCCGGAUACAGAGAUCACCUUCCAGUUUGGAGUCAAUGAACUGGACACAGAAGCGUCGGCUCCAGCCCCUGGAAGCCGCGUGUCCAUCCAGCUGCUGAUCAGGUACCGACAGAGGAACGGAGAGAAGAUGCUCAGGGUGAUAACUGCGAACCGAGAUGUUACUGAUGACAGCUCGGCGGCCCUGUCCUCCCUGUCUCUGGCCAUCAUUCAGCUCAACUCGUCCCAGGCCAGCGCCGCUCUGGCUGUCAGAGGCCGCAUCCUGGACGCCAGGAGGGAAGGGGAGCUGCAGAGGAAGCUGAUAGAGAGAGCGAUUGAAUAUAAUCAGAGUGCCCAGGACCAACAGACUUACCAAGAAUGGGUUAAAACCAUGGAGCCGAUAUACAACAACAUUCAUAACUUCACACGGAGACAAUCAGUCAUCUCAGACUCACAGCAGUCUCUAACAGACGCUGGAGCAGCGCUGCUCUACACCAUGAAGCACAGCAACAGGAAGUCCAUCUCACUGAAGAACAAAGUUAAACUCUAGUUUCUACACUUUUUUACCUUGUUGGAGGCAACUUAAGUCAUGAGCGACAGGGAUAAAUACAACUGCUGUUUGACUUUAUCUGACUGUAUAAAUAUCUGUUAAAUAUUAUACAAUGUGACUGUAUCACUGUGUAUCGUCUGAAAACAUGCUCAUCUGUGUCAAAAA